This is a messenger RNA of Thamnophis elegans (Western terrestrial garter snake), 5732 nucleotides long. RefSeq names its product chromodomain helicase DNA binding protein 6 (gene CHD6). Gene Ontology annotation, molecular function: ATP-dependent chromatin remodeler activity; ATP binding. NCBI's taxonomy places the organism in Eukaryota, Metazoa, Chordata, Lepidosauria, Squamata, Natricidae. The coding region runs from base 541 to 5538 and encodes 1665 amino acids. The record is from RefSeq and is a predicted model, not a curated record. The transcript is spliced from 33 exons.
GGGUGUCUGGGCUAAACUUCACCAAAUAAUAGCUGUUUGUAUUUUGGCUGCUGCAGGAGCCAUUUUAGAUCCUAACAGCCUCCAGACACCAGGACAAGACUUUGACUGCAUCACUUCUGUGAUCCAGGUGGCCAUGUACAACUGGGAAUCAUCAAUAUAUUGAUGUUGCUACACUCUGAACUGAUGGAUGACUUCUCUGAGUGGCUUCAUGAUAUAAAAAGUAGGAAGGAGAAAACCAAGUUCUGUUGCAUUGGAUCAGUUUUUCCUUCUCUACAGCCAUUGACUAGGACUGUUCAUUGAGGAAGGAGUGGAAUCAUUGAACACAGUGCCUUGCAUAUGGUCUGAAAGGAUACCAUUGGUGAUGGUAUUGAAGACUACCGAGUGAUCUGGAUACUGAAAUAAAAAUGGAGGAGAUCUUACUCUGAAGUGUUCGCAUUCUUUGGUUUCCAAUUUUUGAACUGAACAAGUUCCUUCAUUCCUCUCCUCAAACAAAGGCAAUGUAUUGCUCCUGGAAAAGAAAUAAUAUAUACCACAAAAUUGAUGAUCAUGAAAAUACAGAAGAAAGAAAAACAGCUGCCAAAUUUUAAAGUAUUGACUCAUUCCCCAAUGUCUGAUGACUCCAUCACCUUUGAAUGCAAGCCACGGUCCCCUUUUGAUGGAAGUCCAGAUCAGGAAGAUUUGAGUGACUUGCUGACAAUCUCUGACUUGGCCAGUGUGAGCCUGGCCCAUAAGGACCAUCAAAAUGUGCUGUCCGUGGAGGUACCCAGUGAGAUUGUGCAGAAUAUGAUAACCUGCCAUAAUGGGAUGCAGGACGAUGGGGUUGGGGGUACUGGGGUAAAAAAGAAACGAAAGAAAAAAGAGCUGGGGCAGCAAGAGCUGGGCAAUGAGAGAGAAGUAAAACCAAAGAGGAAAAGAGAACCUAAGGAACCAAAAGAUCCCCAAAAGCCCAAGGAGCCCAAAAAGCCCAAGGAGCCCAAGCAGGAAGGGGCCAAGAAACUCAGGAAGCCUCGGGAGCCUAAAGCCCCAAAGGAGUCCAAAGAGAAGAAGAACAUCUUAGAGACUUCCUCCAAAGCCAAGCCCAAGAAAUCCAGUAUGGAGCAAGGACCAACUCCUGUUGAAAAGAAGAAGAAAGGAAAAAGGAAAAAUGACACGUCACUUGAUAGUUUAGAAUUGGAUCAAGGCCUCCUUUCAUUGUCUGGACAAAACCUUGAAGAAUCUGUUGAAUCAGUUGACAGUCAGAAGCGCCGUUCCGGACGCCAGGUGAAGCGUAGGAAGUAUAAUGAAGACUUGGAUUUCAAGGUGGUUGAUGAUGAUGGUGAAACAAUAGCUGUACUGGGUGCUGGCCGAGCUUCUGCACUUUCUGCAUCUACCUUGGCUUGGCAAGCAGAGGAACCUCCUGAGGACGAUGCCAACAUCAUUGAGAAAAUUCUUGCCUCCAGGAUGGUGCAGAAAGAGAUUUAUCCUGGAGGAGCAACUUAUGAACAGGAAGAGUUCUAUGUAAAGUACCGCAAUUUUUCUUAUUUGCACUGUAAAUGGGCCACCAUGGAGGAGCUAGAAAAAGAUCCCCGGAUCUCCCAGAAGAUUAAACGCUUUCGCAAUAAACAGGCCCAAAUGAAGCACAUUUUCACUGAGCCUGAUGAAGAUCUGUUCAAUCCAGACUAUGUGGAAGUUGAUAGAAUUCUAGAAGUGGCUCACACAAAGGACUCCGAAACUGGGGAGGAGGUGACUCACUACCUGGUGAAGUGGUGCUCCUUACCCUAUGAAGAAAGUACUUGGGAACUUGAGGAGGAUGUUGAUCCUGGGAAGAUUAAAGAGUUUGAAUUUCUCCAAAUUCCUCCAGAACUUAAAUCCUUGGAGCGUCCUGCCUCAGAGUCUUGGCAAAAGCUAGAGAAGUCUCGGGACUAUAAGAAUAACAACGAAUUGCGAGAAUACCAGCUGGAGGGAAUGAAUUGGCUGCUUUUUAACUGGUAUAAUAGGAAAAACUGCAUUCUGGCUGAUGAAAUGGGUUUGGGGAAGACGAUCCAGUCCAUUACAUUCCUCUUUGAGAUCUAUCUGAUGGGUCUUCGAGGUCCAUUUCUCAUCAUUGCUCCACUUUCCACCAUCACAAACUGGGAGCGAGAAUUCCGUACUUGGACUGAGUUGAAUGCCAUUGUGUACCAUGGCAGCCAGAUAAGCCGCCAGAUGAUCCAGCAAUAUGAGAUGGUUUAUCGGGAUACACAGGGUAUUCCUCUUCCUGGGCUCUUCAAAUUCCAGGUAGUUAUUACCACGUUUGAGAUGAUCUUGGCAGAUUGUCCAGAGCUGAAGAAGAUCCACUGGCGUUGUGUGGUUAUUGAUGAGGCCCAUCGGCUCAAGAACAGGAACUGCAAAUUACUGGAAGGAUUAAAGCUCAUGUGUCUGGAACAUAAAGUGCUGCUGACUGGGACACCCCUGCAGAACUCAGUGGAGGAGCUCUUCAGCUUGUUGAACUUCUUGGAACCACAACAGUUCCCAUCUGAGACAGCCUUUCUUGAGGAGUUUGGGGAUCUCAAAACAGAAGAACAGGUGAAGAAACUCCAGUCUCUUCUAAAACCCAUGAUGCUGCGAAGGCUGAAGGAUGAUGUGGAGAAGAAUCUAGCACCUAAACAGGAGACCAUCAUUGAAGUAGAGCUGACCAACAUCCAGAAGAAAUACUAUCGAGCCAUCCUGGAGAAAAAUUUUAGCUUUCUAUCCAAGGGUGCUAACCAGCAUAACAUGCCUAACCUCAUCAAUACCAUGAUGGAGUUGCGCAAGUGCUGCAAUCAUCCCUACCUCAUUAACGGAGCAGAGGAAAAGAUCCUAGAAGAUUUCCGUAAAACCCACAACUCAGAAGCUCCUGAUUUCCAGUUGCAGGCAAUGAUCCAGGCUGCAGGCAAGCUGGUGCUGAUUGAUAAAUUGCUGCCAAAGCUGAUUGCAGGCGGGCACAAGGUGUUGAUCUUCUCCCAGAUGGUGCGCUGCCUUGAUAUCCUGGAGGAUUAUCUCAUCCAGCGGCGAUAUACUUAUGAGCGCAUUGAUGGCCGGGUUCGUGGGAAUUUACGUCAGGCUGCAAUCGAUCGCUUCUGCAAGCCAGAUUCAGACCGUUUUGUUUUCUUGCUCUGCACAAGGGCAGGAGGGCUAGGCAUCAAUCUUACUGCUGCUGAUACCUGUAUCAUCUUUGACUCAGAUUGGAAUCCACAGAAUGAUCUGCAGGCUCAGGCUCGCUGCCACCGAAUAGGGCAAAGCAAGGCAGUUAAAGUCUAUCGCCUCAUCACCAGAAAUUCCUAUGAACGAGAGAUGUUUGACAAAGCCAGCUUGAAACUAGGAUUAGACAAGGCAGUGUUGCAGGAUAUCAACCGCAAGGGAAGCAACAAUGGGGUGCAGCAGCUCUCCAAGAUGGAGGUUGAAGACCUAUUGCGAAAAGGUGCUUAUGGGGCUUUAAUGGAUGAAGAAGAUGAAGGCUCCAAAUUCUGUGAAGAAGACAUAGAUCAAAUCCUGCAACGUAGGACCCAAACCAUCACUAUUCAAACUGAAGGGAAAGGCUCCACAUUUUCCAAGGCCAGCUUUGUUGCUUCAGGAAACAGAACUGACAUUUCAUUGGAUGAUCCCAACUUCUGGCAGAAAUGGGCAAAAAUAGCUGAAUUGGAUACUGAUGCAAGAGAUGAAAAGGAGAGCCUAGUGAUUGACAGGCCCCGUGUCCGUAAGCAAACCAAACACUACAACUCCUUUGAGGAAGAUGAGCUGAUGGAGUUUUCAGAGCUGGACAGUGACUCUGAUGAGCGACCCACACGUUCACGGCGUCUCAAUGAAAAAACACGUCGGUACUUAAGGGCAGAAUGUUUUCGUGUGGAGAAAAAUCUGCUUAUAUUUGGCUGGGGACGUUGGAAAGACAUUCUGACCCAUGGCCGGUUUAAAUGGCAUCUCAAUGAAAAAGAUAUGGAGAUGAUCUGCCGAGCACUGCUGGUCUACUGUGUUAGACAUUAUAAGGGAGAUGAGAAGAUUAAGAGUUUUAUUUGGGAUUUGAUCACUCCAACAAAGGAUGGACAAAACCAAGCCCUACAGAACCAUUCAGGAUUAUCAGCUCCAGUGCCAAGAGGAAGGAAGGGGAAGAAAACCAAAAGUCAAAUGCUGUUACCCGAGAUUAAGAAUGCAGAUUGGCUUACUACUUGCAACCCUGAAAUUGUCCUACAUGAUGAUAGCUACAAAAAGCAUCUGAAACAACAUUGCAAUAAAGUGCUGUUGAGAGUACGGAUGCUCUAUUACUUGAAAGCUGAAGUGCUGGGGGAGGCAGCUGAUAAAGCCUUUGAAGGAACCCCUGCCAAAGAUUUAGAUGUCUUGCUGCCAGACAUUGACUAUGUGGAGAUUCCUGUGGACUGGUGGAAUGCUGAUGCAGAUAAAUCCCUCCUCAUUGGAGUUUUUAAACAUGGUUAUGAACGGUACAAUGCAAUGCGAGCUGACCCAGCUCUGUGUUUUCUUGAGAAAGUGGGCAUGCCAGAUGAGAAACUGCUGUGUGCGGAGCAGAAUGUCACUGAUGGAGUACAGGAUGCUCCAGAACGAGGAAAUACAGACAAAGAAGAGAGCAGUGCAGAUAGACUUGCUGGAGUAGAGAAACAGGAGGAAAUUUCUGAUACUUGUGGUCCAGUUCCUGAGAAGAAGGAUGAUAAUGUGGCAGCCCAGGAUGGCUCCGACCCAGACAAAUCCAGCUGGCCUGUGUCAUCUGCUCUCACAGCCAGACUUCGGCGUCUAGUCACUAUCUAUCAGCGUUGCAACCGCAAAGAACUGCUGCCUAGACCUGAUGUUAUUGGAACUUGUAAGCAUGGCCAUUGGCUCCAAGAGGAAAUGAUUAGGAGAGCCAAUGAAAUGGACCCUAUGAACAAUGAAAUACAGAAGAGAUGGACCAGAAGAGAGCAAGCAGAUUUCUAUCGCACAGUCUCCUCAUUUGGAGUCAUUUAUGAGCCAGAAAAGAAAGUCUUUGAUUGGACUCAAUUCCGAUCCAUUUCACGCUUGGAGAAGAAAACUGACGAAAGUUUAGAAAAAUAUUUCUAUAACUUUGUUGCUAUGUGUAAAAAUGUUUGUCGGUUGCCCCACUGGAAAGAUGAUGGCCCAACAGAUCCCAAUAUUUAUGUGGAACCCAUCACAGAGGAACGUGCUGCAAGGACGCUGUAUCGAAUUGAACUCUUGCGGAAGAUCCGUGAGCAAGUGUUGAGGUGUCCACAGUUACAUGAAAGACUCAAACUUUGCCGCCCAAGCCUAUACCUCCCUGUUUGGUGGGAAUGCGGCAAACAUGAUCGGGACCUGCUAAUUGGUACGGCAAAGCACGGACUGAAUCGCACAGACUAUUACAUAAUGAAUGAUCCACAGUUGUCGUUUCUGGAUGCUUACAGAAAUUACGCUCAGAAUAAAAGGACAGGGCUCCUUGGAGAAGAACACUUAUGCUGUCACCACCAAGCAAAUUCUAAACUAUAUUACUCGCCUUUGUAUAAUCAAGCAGAAGAAAGAAAGCAGCAUCAGCAGAGGCAGAAACAGAAAACUGUGCUAAGCUCAUGAUCUCAGGAAUGAUCUUUUGCAGGCUGAAAAUGCCUCUCAGGAUGGCAGCUGUGAAAAUUUCAUGUCUAAGGUCCGAAGUAUGAUUUCCGCUAACUAUGAUGAGAGUUCUUUGCCUGACUCUUUGUCAUGCAUGAUGUAUGAUGAGAAGGCCUGCAAUAGUGAGCACAGUUCUUUUGCUCGUGACAGCCCUAGCU